AUGGAAGACAAGAAGGACCUCUUGGUAACAGUUGUGAGUGCUCCAGAGACGCAGAGUAAGCUAGCAGAUCCAAAUGAGGACACAUACAUUGGACGUGUACGUAAGACAUUCUAUAUGCUUGAUUUCCGCACAGCUUUUACAACAAAUCAGGCGCUACAGGAUGCACAAGAUCAAGUGUCGGCACAUCGUCGGGGAGAGUCUGUGGAUCCACUUAAGCUCAAGCACGCACAGUAUGUGACAGACGCUAUUCUACAUCCAGACACUGGAAAGCCUGUGAUUAUACUGCUACGUGCGUCUAUGAUUGUGCCUAUGAAUAUGAUCAUGGAUGGUGCUAUGCUCUUGGCCAAUAGCACCAAGACGACGAUUUUUGCACAGUGGCUGAAUCAGACGUACAAUGCAUUGCAUUAUUAUGCCAAUCGCAAUGCUUCUAACCAAGAUACGGCAAAGCAGCGUCUUGCUGCAUACGUGGGUGCCACAGCCAGUUCAGUGGGUGCAUCACUCGGUAUCCGACGCUUGGUGGAGCAAAUGAAAGGUGGCAAGUGGACGCCUGCUGUUGCUCGUACGGGCCCGUUUGCUGCAGUCGCUGCUGCAGAUUUGAUCAAUAUGGCAGUCAUGAGACAAAGCGAGUAUCGAAACGGAGUUUAUGUGUACGACGAGAAUGGAGAUUACGUGGGAAAGUCAAAGACGUGUGGAGCACUGGCAGUUGCUUCAUGCGCGGCGGGAAGGAUCUUUGCCGCUGCACCUAUUUUGUUACUCCCACCACUAGUGAUCUCGAGGAUUGAAAAGCACAGCACGUUGUUUACGCGGCAAAAGACACGAUGGCUGCGCACUCCUAUUCUAUUGGGACUCGUGGGCUGUGCAAUUCAGUUUUCCGUGCCACUGACGUUUGGACUAUUCCGCCAAACUGCGCAACUCGACUCCAAGUACCUAGAGCCAAGUCUGAAGCAGGCUAAGCGCAAGCAGGAUAGCCAACCCGUGCGUGUUGUCACCUAUAACAAGGGUAUCUGA
Peronospora belbahrii is the source of this 1008-nucleotide messenger RNA. Lineage: Eukaryota; Oomycota; Peronosporomycetes; Peronosporales; Peronosporaceae. The record is from the annotation of a GenBank genome assembly.